This is a messenger RNA of Helobdella robusta, 1374 nucleotides long. RefSeq lists its product as hypothetical. The coding region runs from base 116 to 1264 and encodes 382 amino acids. Gene Ontology annotation, biological process: cell fate commitment; regulation of transcription by RNA polymerase II. The transcript has 5 exons. NCBI's taxonomy places the organism in Eukaryota, Metazoa, Annelida, Clitellata, Rhynchobdellida, Glossiphoniidae. The record is from RefSeq and is a predicted model, not a curated record. Gene Ontology annotation, molecular function: histone deacetylase binding; DNA-binding transcription factor activity; RNA polymerase II cis-regulatory region sequence-specific DNA binding. Gene Ontology annotation, cellular component: nucleus; cytoplasm.
CCUGCACUAUAUAUACACAUCUACACAUAAUAUACAUGUGUAUAAGAUAUUUAUUUUUAUUUGUAAAAAAAAUAACAUUAAUCGUCAUUGUGGAUUAGAGAAUAACAAGAGCAAAAUGUGGAAAUACGGAGAUUUCCUACCAUCGUUACUCUCUUCAUUGUCUCCGACAGCUCCUCAAGCGACGUCACAUGAUCUUUCAGAUUCCAGCCUCAACCAUUACAAAUACUGGUUCCCUGGAGUAUCAACAUCCUCGUCAUCGUUAGUGACACCUCCAUCGCAGUCAUCCCCAUCAUCGACUACAUCAUUCUUUCAGUCGUCACCAGCAAUUCCACCGCACAAAAAUUGCGAGAAAAUCUGGAGACCCUACGAAGAGCCAACGGAGGAAGAUUGGCUGAAGGACGCAACGUGGACGAUUAAUGAUCAGGCGAGGAAGAACACCCCCCUGUCUUAUGCCACAUUACCUCAGGGACUUAUCUUCUACCCAUCCUCACCCAACUACAACACGAUGGGCGUCUGGACGACGAAGCCGAUAAUGAAGGGCUCAAGGUUUGGACCUCUGAAGGGAAGGAUUAUUUCAGAGGGAGAGAUGUUGAGUUUGAAAAGGGGAGUGUGCUAUCGAAGUGAUCUGUGGCCGAUCUUCUCCUCUCCCCAGUCCAUCACGAUCUCACACUACCUGGACACAUCGAACUUGAUAGCCAGCAAUUGGAUGCGAUUUGUUUCCUUCUCGAGUCUGAGCAGUAGCCAAAACUUGCUGGCCUGUCAGUUCCAGGACUUCGUCUACUUCUUUGCCACUGAGGACAUUCCGCAAGGAGCUGAACUGCGCGUUUGGUUCCAUCCUCAAUAUAUGCACAGGAUUCUUCACUCCAGCUACAUUCACUACCUUUUAAAAGACGAAAAAACGUCAUCUCAUAAUUUUCCAUUGAAACAAAAUAUAAAAGAAGAAAAAGAAGAUCCGCCAACAACGACGCCACCGAGUGAACUCCCGCCAAUCAGCACCGACUCCAAAAAGUGCACCGAACCGCAACUGAAAGGAAAAGGACACUCGUCCUUGGGCUACGAGUUACGUAGAGUCGACGGAAAGUUAAUCUACGAGUGCAACUUCUGCAAGAAGAUAUGCGGUCAGCUGAGCAACUUGAAGACCCACCUCUUCAUUCACACCGGAGAACGACCCUUUGCAUGUCCACACUGCAACAAGACCUUCACACAGAAGGCACAUUUGGACAAGCACAAACUGACGCACCUCAGAUCCAAGCAUUAUAAAUGAUCACAACGUGACAUCUCUCGAACAGUUUUUUUUAUUUAUUUUUGAAAUUUGUUUUGUUUGCUGCUAAAUUUUUGUAAAGUUAUUUUUUUGAAAUAAUUUUUUUAAAUUGU